Molecule: messenger RNA, 1993 nt
Organism: Perca flavescens (yellow perch)
Lineage: Eukaryota; Metazoa; Chordata; Actinopteri; Perciformes; Percidae
Gene: mbd2
Product: methyl-CpG binding domain protein 2
Exons: 7
Coding region: 408-1208 (266 amino acids)
Biological process (GO): DNA methylation-dependent constitutive heterochromatin formation; negative regulation of transcription by RNA polymerase II
Cellular component (GO): nucleus
Molecular function (GO): methyl-CpG binding
Source: RefSeq, a predicted model, not a curated record
AGUACGUGUGUGUGUGCGAGUGUGUUAUCGCAGACGUCACAGCCUGCCGUUGGUCCAGUUCAGUUCAGUUCAAUUCAGAUGUGCCGUUGGUUCUCCCCGGACGUAAACUGAACUAAAUAUACCGACCCGAAGGCAAUUUAACCCGGGAAACCGUCUCACACUCUGAACCGGGACACUUUUUAUUUUUUUACAUAACCCGAAAUAACCAGUCAAAACAGCCGGGGCGGAGGUUGGGAGAGCCUCCGUUAGCGUAACGUCCGUGACGUCGGUCCGCCAGGGCUGCUGCUGCUGCGCUGGGUUUUACUACCACGCUGUUUUUGUCUGAAGGCUCCUUAUCUGUGUUUACGGAGCGGUCGGUAUCGGUUACGCUCGGAGCCUGUAGCCAUAGGAUAGAUAGAAGUUUGUGAAUGAUGGAGAAGAAGAGGACGGACUGUCCCGCUCUGCCGCCCGGCUGGAAGAAAGAAGAAGUGAUCAGGAAGUCCGGACUGAGCGCUGGAAAGAGCGACGUCUACUACUACAGUCCUUCAGGAAAGAAGUUCAGGAGUAAGCCUCAGUUGUCCCGUUACCUUGGAAACAGUGUGGAUCUGGGAUGUUUCGACUUCCGGACGGGAAAGAUGAUGCCUGGGAAACUGCAGAAGAACAAACAGAGGCUCCGACAUGACCUGCUCAGCUUGGGCAAGGGAGGUAAACCGGACCUGAACACGGCCCUGCCUAUCAGACAGACAGCGUCCAUCUUUAAACAGCCCGUUACCAAAGUUACCAGUCACCCCGGCAACAAGGUGAAGACAGACCUGCAGAGAGCUAGUGAGCAGCCCAGACAGCUGUUUUGGGAGAGGAGGUUGAAAGGUCUGCGGUCAUCAGACAUCACAGAGGAAGUGCUGCGGACCAUGGACCUGCCCAAAGGCCUGCAGAGUGUCGGUCCAGACUCCAGCGAAGACACUCUUCUGUCGGCCAUCGCCAGUGCUCUGCACAUGAGCUCUGCUCCGAUAACGGGACAGACGUCCGUGGCUGCCGAGAAGAACCCGGCCAUCUGGCUGAACACGUCCCAGCCUCUCUGCAAGGCCUUUGCCGUCACUGACGAACACAUCCGGGAGCAGGAGCUGAAAGUGUACCAGGCCAGGAGAAGUCUGGAGGAGGCGCUGAUGGCUGACGGUUUGGCGCGGGCCGCCGAAAACACCAGAGAGCUGUUACAGGGGAAGACGGUUUGAAGACAGACAGGUGAGAGUUCCUCUGUUCAACCUACCUUUAGGUUUAUAAUCCUCUUCCUCUUAAUCCAGACGACGAACCAAAAAAAACCAACAACAACAGACCACCCACAGACUGAACCUCUCCUGCACUGAUCCGUUGUCUCGGUGGGCGAUUGCGCCAACCGUCCCGUUAAGGAAACUAUUUUCAGGAUGAUACCACGCUGGACAUCUCUCAGCAUUUGCAAACGAAAAGGGAUUUACCAGAGCAGCAGCAGCAGCGGCCUCAAUGGGAGCAGCGACCACAGCAAUACUGGCAUCAAGCAAUGACAAAAACACCAGCAACACCAGCGGAGCCAAAACGGCAACAUAGGAACCAGCAAUAAGUCGGGUAUCUACCAGCCCAAAGCAACAACCGAAGCCUUUAAUCCUUUGGGAUUCAUCAUCCGUACAAACUUUACAACCAGCGCUUUUCUUGUUAGGUAUUAGUUUUCUUUCUUUUUGAUAAAAAAAAGCUGAUGAAAUAUUUUUUUUUUUUUUAUACUGAAGAGCAACGCCCUCAUCGAACCUAAAGUCAGAAACUGCUGGACGGCUUUUGCUAACUCUUCUUGUGCUCUUUGGUGGUUUUGGUUGUUUGUGGUGUCAGAUUGUCGUCACUUUUAAAGUCUUACGGGGUUUUAAUUGAAUAAUAAUGAGAAUGUACGUGCAUAUGAAAUAGAACAAUUGCUUAUUUAAGACAAAUUUUAUACCUUGAGAGAACAUACGUGUACAUUUCUUGGACUGGAGUAAAUAAAUGACUAUAUUCACAA